Molecule: messenger RNA, 1893 nt
Organism: Iphiclides podalirius (scarce swallowtail)
Lineage: Eukaryota; Metazoa; Arthropoda; Insecta; Lepidoptera; Papilionidae
Source: the annotation of a GenBank genome assembly
AUGCAGGCUUUAACUUUCUUAGCUCUAGUGAACUCAGGCCUCUCCAUUUUGGCUCAGCUGGUACCUAACAAUGGGCAGUAUGUUCUGCCACCGGAAUUAAUGGACAGCGGCGGAUACAUUGUGAAAAUUAUGCCGAAAGCACCGGUGAGCUACGCCAACCCAUUUCCGUUGUACCAGAACCCUUACGCAGCGAUCAGCUACGUAAAUCCUCAAGACAACUUCACACCAGGUGUCUACGACGAAUAUAAAAAGCGUGAGCGCCUGAAACUCUUCUACGACAGUCUAGCGGCGAAACUAAGUAGCGCACUGCUCGACAAAAUCGCCAUCGCUAACCAGGCCAAUGGUGACAACAUUCAAGGCCCUCUGCCGACGAGGGAGGUGCUGACAAGUAAAAGCGCCCUUUCAAAGGAAUCCGCUCCAAUCCUAGACACUGGAAGGAGAAGCCCUAAUAAUUUCAACACUGAAGCAUCUGAUACACCGAUAAUUAUACCUGAAAGCCCUCUUGAUGACAAUACCAGAAAAUAUUUGAACAGAAUAACGUACAUAAUUAAUAAAAUCCCCCAAACUAGCUUUGCAGAGCAAGCAGAGCUGAAUGAUUGGAAAAGUUUAACUGACACUCAAGGAGAUGAUAUGAAAGAUAAAGUGUUUGUUAAAGAUCAACAAUAUUUGAAUCAGAAGGACACUAACCUAAAUGAACAGAAAGACCUUGGUUCCAUCGAUGUUAAUACUAAGGAAAGUAGUAAUAUUGAAAACGCGAAACAAAUUGAUUUGGAGAAACUGAAUAAAUUUCUUUUACAUAACAGCAUUCCGCAAAAAUCUGAUCCGGCGCUAUUCGAAACGUUAAAAGAUUUAAAUGAAAAUCUAACGUUACCAUAUGAAUCGACACAAGUAACAGAGAGAUUGCUUACUAUAUACAAAAGCGAAGUAACGCCGAUUAGGAAAUACAUUUUACUAAAGAUAUACGAUUAUUUGACAAGGAACAAAGCAGCACAGUCUGAAACACUCUGGCAGCCUAGUUUCGUCUUAGUUUUGUUGGACUUAAAGAAGGAAGCUAGCACCGAAAACACUGAUGUUCUGAACAAUGACGAUGGAAACUAUAUCGUGGUGGAGCCAUACAAUUAUACUAAAGACAUCGAAUUGGCGUUAACGAAGCUGGUGCAAAAUAUGUUUAAGGCACAGCAGGAGAAGAACGAUGCAAUCGUUAACAAUGAUGAUAUUUUGGCCAACUACACGAUUAAUCAAAUAAGCGAGACAACUCACGAAGAUACAAAAUCUACCCUUAAAGAUGUGUCGUGUCAAGAUGCUAAUAAUAAAUUCGACGCUAUUCUGAAACUGCUCGAAAACAUUUUCAAUUUGAAUGAGGACGAUAAUAAAAUAGACUUGAACAUGCAAGAGUUUAUAAAAGUUUUCGAGAUAUUAAAUAUCUUCAGGAAUAGGCUCAGCCUUGAAAGGGGUGGCGAAGUCACGUCAUCGAGUAUUCUGAUCUUGGAAUUGGAACGGCAACUGUUGCAGAAAAAUGAUGGCAUAUGUCAUCAGCAGCCGAAUGCAAUUGCGCAAACGCUGAUAUCACGCUUAGUCGACGUGCUGCAAGAAGUAAUUCAAUAUUUGAAGGCGAAUGAUUACGAUGAUGAAACAAUAAAGGAGGUAGUUGUGAACCUUGUGGAAAUCUUGAUGCCCGAUAUCAACGCGAUAGCUCUAAAGGAUUGCGAGGCUAGAGCGCAGGAGGAGCUAAUAGGCAAGCUUUUCUCCAAAAUAUACUCGGGAAAAAACGUUGAGGGGAACAAAAUUCAGUUCGUAUCCGGAUAUGAGUUAAAAAGGGACAGCGUUGAUAAUAUAUUUCACCUAUUGUCCAUGCAACAGCUUCUUGAUGACAUUUCUAAAUAUAAAAAUUUA